AUGGAAAAAUCUCUGCAGACUAAAAUUGAUAAUCUUGAUGCAUAGCUUCACUAGGUUGAUCCUAACUAUGACUUUAACUACGAUGCUCAAUUUAAAGUCAUUGUGAUUGGAGACUCUGGUGUGGGAAAGUCCUGCAUUGUUCAGAGAUUGACAUAAGAUAUGUUCAAGGAUGAUCAUUAGAUCACUAUCGGAGUUGAAUUCGGAGCAUUUGUGAUGAAGAUUGAGGGCAAGAUCAUUAAGCUUAUGAUAUGGGACACUGCUGGCUAAGAGCAAUUUAGAUCAAUCACAAAGCUUUUCUAUAAGAACUCUGACGCUGCAAUCAUUGUUUACGAUGUUUCAAGGAGAGAAAGCUUUGAUGAUGUUUAGACCUGGCAAAAUGAGAUUGAAAACAACACAGAUGAGAGUGUCUUGUAAUACCUAGUGGGCAACAGAGUAGACUUAGAGGACUCUAGAGAGAUAUCUCAUCAGGAGGGAAGCAGUCUUGCAAAAGAUAAAAGAUUUGGAAACUUUUUCGAGACGUCAGCAAAGACCGGGUAAAACAUUAGAGAACUGUUUAUUUAAGUAACGAAGCAUCUAUAUCUAAAGAAUAAGGACAGGCUAGACAGAUUUGUAAUAUUCUUAUUGAGUUUCAUUGAGAUAUAGAGAGAAAAGGACGAGACCGAUAACAGCAUGAACUAUCGCAGCUAAAGCAUCGCGCUAUCGUAAAUAAAUAAAAAAGACAGUGACAAGAAGAAAAAGAAGAAGGGGUGUUGCUGA
Stylonychia lemnae is the source of this 756-nucleotide messenger RNA. The record is from the annotation of a GenBank genome assembly. NCBI's taxonomy places the organism in Eukaryota, Ciliophora, Spirotrichea, Sporadotrichida, Oxytrichidae.